Aspergillus neoniger CBS 115656 is the source of this 4512-nucleotide messenger RNA. RefSeq lists its product as uncharacterized. NCBI's taxonomy places the organism in Eukaryota, Fungi, Ascomycota, Eurotiomycetes, Eurotiales, Aspergillaceae. The record is from RefSeq and is a predicted model, not a curated record. The transcript has 3 exons. The coding region runs from base 1 to 4512 and encodes 1503 amino acids.
AUGGCGGGUCGCACCAUAGGUGAGUCUGGCGACUUGGAUCGCCCGAUUUCGCGUGUCGCAAGCCUCGUCUGCUCCCAGGAUGGACAGUCCCAGGAAAACAACCAUGGCGCCCUGCCUACGGAGCUGCCCAAGGUAUCCUUUGAGGAGUUGGCCGUUCGUUAUCGUCAAAAUCAUCAUAAUCAGAGCCGUCGGAAGAGUUUGGAGCACCGUCUCCAUGCCCUUAAGGUUUCAAUGGGGAUUUCGGCGCGCUUCGUCCGCGUCAGUUCAAUCGUCCAACGAGGCUUGGUCGACCGCCUUAAACACGAUGAUAAGCCCAAUUUUGUUGCUCUCUAUCAUACCCUGGUAGACCUCCAGGAAUCAUGCGAUUCCGCUUUCCGGCGCAACUUUCACCGGCAGGAUCCGUUGGAAGAAUGGUCGCCCAUCCGCGAGUCCCCCGUGGACCGUUCCCCGGACUUUUUCCUUCAGUUGAGUCCCCAAUCUAGGUCCGAUCUUUUGGAAAUUCUACAUUUGGCCCGUACCGAUCCUCAAUUCAUCUUGGAGAGGAUCAGAGCCUUGACUCCUGGCCAACUGACGGCCUUGGUAUCAUCUGCGGGCGCUGCAAGCGAUCCCAGUGAGAUGUCAUUCCCACCACCUGCAUCCCGUUCCCGGACUCAUGCCUCCUUUUCAAAGCGCUCUUCUGCCUCUUCCCUUAAAGAUCGCGCCUUGACUUUUGAGCGUACGGAUGCCCUGUCUACUCUACUGUUCAACGUUUAUGCGUCCCCAUUGGAUUCAGAUGCCCCGGAAGCACAGCUCCGCUUGGAUGUUUGGUCGUCUGUCUUUGCAAAAUUUGUAUCCGAUGGCGGCAUCAAGUACGAUCCCCUACUCGGCCACAUUUUAGGUUCCUGGGCCACAAACAGUGAAUGGAAAGCGAAGCCCAAAUUUGAGCUCUAUCUCAUGGAUAUCCUGCAAACCGGCGCAUUUCUCCUGGAACAUGUAGAAACUCCCCCUGGCAUGAGUUUUGGUACAGAGCCUCCCGACCCCUUGAAGACCGAUGUGGCCGAGGAAUUUUUUGCUUCUGCAGUAGAUGCAUUGUUCCAGCUUUUGGAUGACCCAGAUGGAGGGCUUCCGCAUGCGGUGAUGCAAUUGAGCAGUGCUAUUUUGCAGAAACUCGAACGUCAGGACGGUCGUGACCGUUUCCUUGAGUUCUUGUUUGUCCAGUGGUUCUUUGCAAAAUUCCUCUAUAGCGCACUGACCUACCCUGAGGCACACGGUCUCUUGCUUGACUUCCAUAUCAGAAAAGAUGCUAGAGAGAAGCUCCUCGGACAGGUCGGACUCCGUGCCUACUCGCAAGUCUUUGCCGUCCUUCAUUCCAUGAACCACUAUUCUAUGGCUCGUCCCACGGUGAGAAGGCACGUUGAGAGCAUGCUUUGCCGGUUCGACCAUGCCGACCCUCGCAGGAACGUCUUCGGAAUACAAACCUCUUCCCGCGCGACAGCUAUCAGCAGCCGGCAAUCGCCUGCUGCAUUCUUGAUGCUCUCCGCUGCUGACAUCUUAACCCUGCUGAAUGCUCUAUUCCCUAGGACAACCGCUUCUACAUGCAAUUCCCCGCUCUCGUCUUCCGGGAUGCCUUCCUCCCCUGCUGGUUCUUUGGCCGCUCGGUCAGAUCGCUCUAUAGCGUCUAUCAUUGAGCCAGGAUUUUUCCGGCCUCCUUCCGAUAACAUGUCCAUUCACGCCCUCCAGGACCAGAGAUUAUUUGCUUCUGACAUGGCCUUUCUGUCGCUACCGGAGAAUUGCAUGAGUCGCAAUGCUGACAGGAUCCGCUUCGAGUUGUCAGAUCUGAGCGAGCCUGAUGGUCGUACAACUCUGGAACCACCUGCAGCUGAAGAAUGGACCAUCUUCUCCAUGAGCCGAAAUGGAAGAUGCUUGACCUGGGGUCUUUUCCCCGAUAAUGGCCCGUCCAGUUUUCCGGAGCACGAUUCUGUGGACGACGUUCAGUCCACCACCUUGGGAAUUGAAGACAACUCUGAAGCUCUCCAAACAGCCAUUGUGAAACUGAUUCAAGAUAACCCUGCCGAUGAUGCUGCAGAGUAUGGUUUCAUAGAUACUUAUGGCGUAUCCCAAGAAGCCCAUCUAUCCCUAAAGCAAAAGUUCGAUAGGGCCAUGGAACACUGCCAUCAUGACUCUGAUUUCAUCGGGGCCCACUACUGGUGGAAUGCCGGCCGACAGCUUGUCCGCAGCGUUGCAAACUCUCCCUCUCGACGCGUCGACGACUCGUGGAUCCUUGAGCCCAUGCAUGCAUCGUGUGUCCGCUCACUCGCUACCUCACGGGCGGUUAUUGAACGGUGUGAAACUGAUCUCGUUGCCCUCAACAGGCAUGUACAACGAGUGCAGAGAUCCGUAAAGGACUUGAUGGCCACCGUGGCUAAACUUCGAGACAAGAUGUGGUACAUGACUGACGUAAAGCACUCGAUGAGGUACGAAGAUGCCAAACAUGUCGCACUAGCAUUGAAGACUAUGAUCUACUCUGCUCGCCUCUACAGACAAGCACCAAGCGAUGGCCGGUCUCGCAGCAGCAUGAGACCCUUCGGAAACUCCCUUCUUCAGAAACCAGAGUUGCAAGUCAUGAAUAUUAUGAAGGCACCAAGCAGUCAAGGUGGUCCCAACAAGCUGUCGGACGAGCAGGUGGACUUGAUUCGCAAAUGGCUCUCUCACAACAACAUCGACAAUUUCUGCAAAGGUGAGGAGCGAAUCCACCGGUUCUGCUACGAGGUAAAGACAAGCAUCAAUCGACUCGUUGGCGAGACCAUGGCCGAAACCCCGGUGCUGUGGUCCAGCGAACUGUAUCACAAAGAGCGGGCCAUGUACGAGGGCUCCAGUAACCGAAGCUUCCUAAGCCUCUCCUCGAGCAUGCGACCGUUCAAUAUCUCCAGUGAAGACACGCCACAUGCCUCGCCAGUCCACGGGACUACUACUCGUUCAUCAGACACUUCACGGUUUACGCAGGACCUACCUCCGCUGAGCUCCAAGUCCUCUUUCCAGAGUCUGAUGUCCGAUAAGUGGAAAAUCCCUCGGGAGCCUUCGAUCACAGACGCCUCUUCAAUCGGCGGGUCCCCAGGAAGGGCUGCCUCAACUACUACCGGCGAUUCGUUCAGCACAUUCUGGUCAACACCACAACCCGCACACUAUGCACCAAGUGCUUCCAGCCUAUAUUCCCGACCCCCCUCUAUGUUCAGCGAUAACGGUGUCCAGCCGUCACGUCGCAAUGAUCGCAAAACACACAGCAAAGGAGCUUUCUUGGACGGCCUGAAACAGACCCUGACGAGCUUGCUCUUGAGUGACUUAGGCUCCCCGGUGUGGAGCUGUGGAAGUGAGACAGACGCUUGGUUUGGAAACGCACUGGAACAGAAAAGAAUCCGAACCCAGAUGAAGAAACGCGCGCGCAUUCAGCAAUUUUACACCGAGUGUGAUGAGCGAUUCGUUCAUCAUUCUCUCCAGCGCACACCGUCGGACCGUCGGAGAAGCAGAUCGCUGGAGUCUGCAGAUCGAUCAACAACCGGGGAUGCCGAGACACCGUCUGCAUCUGCCGCUGACAACUCUAUGCAGUCAGAUGAAACCCAGCGCUUCUCGUACGGUACUGUCUUUCGACGCCUCAUAGAAGUCUUCUCGCGACAUGGGAACCCAUUUAUCAAGCUGAAGGCGUUGCGGGAUCUGCGGGCGCUUGUUGUUGCAUCUUUGAACUCCGAUAACGAUGAUGCAAGCCCAUUCAGUGCAACUGAGCCGCCCUCCUGCCCGCGAGGUCGUACUCCCGGGCUCCAGAACAAGAGAAGUGCCCGUCAUAGCUUCUCCGAGUCUGAUGCCAAGCGGACUCAUGCCCAGGAAUCCUCUCAUACACCGACGACUCCUGCGGCCGAGUCUGUCAUUUUCGACUCCCGACCCUCUGAUUAUUGUGCACCCACCGAGAAUCAAAUUGUGGAUGCUCUUCGCAGCCUCCUCCUUGAAGUGAAGCCGAAGACUCUUUUCCGUGACUUGCAGUUCAUCUCAGCCUUUGUUCCUUCGGAGACGUUGAACAAGACCGACAGCGGGACUGCAUUUCUACAGUUUGGCUUGGCGGCGCUGAGCCUCAAGGACGAGAUCUGCAAUAGCAUGGUCGAAAUCGCCGAUAACAUUGUAUCUCAAGAAUUCAGUCGGCGCCAUCCGCCUGGCUACGACCAUACAACCCGGCCCGGGCACGCCCUCGAGGAUGCUGCGGGCAUGUGGAUCAUCACUGCCAAGGAAGGCAAUCCAGUUGCCCAGCGGGAACUGGCCAUUCUUUACCUUACCCACCCCGAACUCCUCCCGCGGGUAACCCUACCACUCACACUGCUGCGAGACACAUUCAAGGCUGAAAUGAUGUACCGCCGCGACAAGGAUUCCAAGUCUGACCCGCAGAGCAUGUGCCUGGCACUGCACUGGAUGCAGUUGUCGGCCAAUGGCGGGGACGAACUUGCGCGCAACCGACUUCGGGAGCGGGAGGAGUUCGAGUCUAUUGCAUAA